This is a messenger RNA of Neoarius graeffei (lesser salmon catfish), 1004 nucleotides long. RefSeq names its product biliverdin reductase B (gene blvrb). NCBI's taxonomy places the organism in Eukaryota, Metazoa, Chordata, Actinopteri, Siluriformes, Ariidae. The transcript has 5 exons. The coding region runs from base 153 to 776 and encodes 207 amino acids. The record is from RefSeq and is a predicted model, not a curated record.
CACCCCACCGAGAGCCAGCUGUUCUCACGUGACCAGAGUGAAAGGACUUUGAGUGAGGAGCUGUGUUAGCGAGAAUAGACGCGCUGUUAAUUAAGACCGUAACGACUCUGUGGGUUGGUUUUAAGUGGGACACGGCUUCGAGUCGCAGUAAAAUGUCUGAUACGAUAAAAAACGUGGCGAUAUUUGGCGCGACAGGAAUGACGGGCUUGGUGACCUUACCUCUUGCAGUGGCAGCAGGUUAUAACGUGACGGUGCUGGUAAGGGAUCCAUCCAAGCUGCCUGCUGACCAUAAAGCCUCCAGGGUUGUGGUGGGAGAUGUCCUUAACAAAGAUGAUGUGAAGAAGACUUUGGAGGGUCAGGAUGCUGUCAUCAUCAUUCUGGGCACAAGGAAUGAUCUUAGUCCUACUACCAUGAUGUCUGAGGGCACACGGAACAUCCUGGAGGCCAUGAAAGCCCGUGGCAUCUGCAAAGUGAUUGGCUGCAUGUCCGCGUUUUUGCUGUGGGAACGAGAAAAGGUUCCUCCUCGCCUGGUUCCUGUCACUGAAGAUCAUGAGCGCAUGCACAUCUUGCUGAAGGAGUCUGGAUUGGAUUAUGUAGCGGUGUUGCCUCCACACAUCGCAGAUAACCAUCCUCUGACUGAGAAAUACACAGUCACUGAGAACAUGCUGCGGGGAAGAGUCAUCUCCAAACAUGAUCUUGGUCACUUCUUCGUCAAGUGUCUUUCCACGUCUGAGUGGGAUGGGAAGACAGUGGGGGUGUGUGGAGAAUACAGCUAAACUCUCACUGUUCAGUACAACUUCAUUAGGUUUUGUAACACGCCUUUUUAAUGCAACAGAUCUUCAUGACAUAAAGGAAAUAAUUGAUUAAACAGAUAAUAAUGCAAUACAAUAAUCUCAUUAUGAUUACUUUUUUUUGCAGUGUCAAUGCGUUUGAUUAAAUGCUUAUUAGAUGUACAAUAUUCUUUUAUAUUUAGAAAUUAAAAGUCUAUUUUGAAAGUAAAUAAA